Molecule: messenger RNA, 1378 nt
Organism: Spodoptera exigua (beet armyworm)
Lineage: Eukaryota; Metazoa; Arthropoda; Insecta; Lepidoptera; Noctuidae
Source: the annotation of a GenBank genome assembly
GUAUAAUAACACAAAAUCGUGAUAAUUUUUAAGGUUAUAAAUAUGUUUAGAAAAUUAAGAAUCAAGUAUUUCACGUCUGUAUACGCUAAUUACACAACAAGAGUAGCUGUAGAUCCUAGUCUAAAAGACAAUUUUGAUGCAAAAGUGUUCAAACCUCGUAAACAUCCGGGAACAAAUCGAAUUAAAAUCGCUGCUAUUCCACCAGAUAUUCAAAAGGCUAUAAAAUUGAUUCUGGACGAUGCAGGGGCCAAAGCUUACUACCAGGAGAGCAUAAAACUCAGCAACUACAUCCGCUCACGUCAUUUACCACCAGAAGAGGGCGAAAUCGACGAAAAAGCUCAAAAGUUUCAUAACGCUAUUUCAAAACAAGUUUAUUCCAGUAUUGACAGAGAAUUAUCACCAGAAGAGGCAGAAGUAUGCGAAAAGAAGAUACAGAAUAAGGUUUUUAGUGCUUUAAAGAAGAAUGUAUACCGCUGGGGUAAUAUAGCGUACGAUAAACCGACCUCUUUACAGUAUUUAAUGAGUAGAGCGGCUCCAGAAUAUGCUGUCUUAUUACGAAUAUUAGACGAAAUAAAAAAGUUCAACCCAGACUAUAAACCUCGAAGUUUCUUCGACUUCGGUUCCGGAGUAGGAACUGGUACCUGGGCAGUGAACCAUUUCUGGAAAAAUGAUAUUUUCGAAUACUUUUGCGUUGAUACAUCACCAACCAUGCAUGAUCUGGCCCGUCUCAUCCUCUGCCACGGUAGGGACAAUGUAGAAAUGCCUUUGAAAGGAUUUUUCCAACGUCAGUUCCUUCCAGCAUCGUCAGAUCUGAAAUACAGUAUUGUUCUAUCAGCAUACUCAUUAUUUGAAUUACCCAGCUUAAAAUCUAGACUAGAAACAAUACAAAAAUUAUGGAAUAAAACUGAAGACUACUUAAUAAUUGUCGAACACGGUUCUAACGCUGGGUUCCAAGCAGUGAAUGAAGCUAGAGAAUUUGUUCUCAACUUAAAAGGAAAGAAAGGGAAGGAAGGUUACGCAUUCUCUCCGUGUCCGAAUGACAACAUCUGUCCUCGUUACUUGGAACAUGAAUCACCAUGUAACUUUCUGAUGAAGUACGAAUCAUUACCAUAUGCAGGUAAAGCGGAGGUCUUCGCAGAUUUAUUUUCUUAUGUUAUAUUGAAGAAAGGAGUCCGUUCUCCGGAUGAUCCGCAGUGGCCCAGGAUAGUCAGAGCUCCUAUAGUUCGGUCAAAACAUACUAUUUGUAAGCUUUGCACUGCGCAAGGGGAAUUAAAAGAAGUUAUAUUUUCUAAAGCAAAGUAUGAUCAGACUACAUAUAGAUGUGCGAGGUCAUGUAAUUGGGGAGAUUUGUUGCCAGUAAAAUAAAUUGUUACAAUAA